AUGAGAGUCAGUGGCUCCAGGAAGGUCGCACAACACGCAAAGCGACACAUCAGUGAGCUCCUCUUCGAAGGCGACGCACUACAAGCCGGUCGCUUUGAGGACGCAAUCCGACAAGCCAUCCAAAAAGAAGAGGAAACGCUUCUUGAGGAGUGUCAAGAGGGGGAGGACAAAUUCGCGAUUUCGGGAUCGACGGUCUCGGUGGUGAUUGUCAAUCUUAAUAACGGUGUGAUGGUGCAUCGCUUGACGCAAGACCACAAACCCGAAAAUCCGAAGGAGAAGGAGAGAAUCGAAGAUGCGGGGGGAGUAGUCAACUAUGCGUCGGAAACUGCCCGGAUAGGAGCUUUGAACAUGUCGCGCGCUCUUGGAGAUCUGCAGUACAAGAACCCACUGAACAAUGAUACUAUGGGCCCCAGCACUGCAGGCCAGGAAAUAGCCGCCAUGACGCCGUCGAUCGAACAGGGCAGCUUUGUGUCUUCUGAGCCGUCUAUCAUCCGGGUAGAUCUGCGGCAGGACCGUCGGUAUAUCCUGGCUUUGACGACAGAUGGUGUGACCAACGUGCUGAAGGAUAGUGUCAUCAUCAAUGAAAUCAAAACACGGCAUGAGGGAGGACUGGGGGUGCAGCAGGUGGCCGACGAGCUUGUCCGGGGCGUUACACAGGGUGAGCGGAGGGAUAAUGCUACAUGUAUUGCGGUGUUUCUGGAUGGAUGUUUGUCUUGA
Molecule: messenger RNA, 717 nt
Organism: Aspergillus fumigatus Af293
Lineage: Eukaryota; Fungi; Ascomycota; Eurotiomycetes; Eurotiales; Aspergillaceae
Gene: ptcH
Product: putative protein phosphatase 2C
Exons: 3
Coding region: 1-717 (238 amino acids)
Biological process (GO): protein dephosphorylation
Molecular function (GO): protein serine/threonine phosphatase activity
Source: RefSeq, a predicted model, not a curated record